UUUUUGACAAUUUUCAACUACUUCUACGUACCAUAACAUUUCUACUCUACGAAUCGGUUUCUCUGCUCAACUACUGUCAAUCGUGUCACUUGGAUAAAUUGUCUCUGCUCGCCGCUCAUUUUAUCCGGGCCUCCUUGGGCCUUUUCUCCGCAACACCCUGAACGAUUGGUCCGGACUCGAAAUAAUAUUUCGCAAUGGAUGGAAUACAGCUCCGCGAUGAGACAGUUCGCGAUCGGAUUCGAGCUGCGGAAGAGUUUCUCGACCCUAAUGAUCCCCGCGCGCGAAGCUACCGGGCCGAUAUCAUUCUCAUGCUAAAUCGUGGUCUCAGACGACUUCCUGUCAGCCUCGACGACAUAAGAAACCACAGUCGAGAGAUGGCGGAAGGUCUCCUCAAUAGCCCUUUCGACUUCACGGGAGCAUUCGAUCAAGCGCUCAGAAAUAUCGUCACCACAAUACCUAACCGCCCAGCGAAGGAAACAGCAGAUGAUGUCGUUUAUUACUGCGCUUAUACUGGAAGCUUUGGAGAUUUCGCUUGCAACCCCCGUACGCUAAGUUCUAUGCAUUUGAACCGUAUGGUGUCUCUAGAGGGUAUUGUUACAAGAUGCUCGCUGGUUAGACCUAAAGUCAUGAAGAGUGUGCAUUACAAUGAAGAGAAAAACACCUUCCAUUUCCGAGAAUAUAGAGACCAGACUAUGACGGCAAGUGGAGUCACUAGCACUGGUAUUUAUCCUCAGCAGGAUGACGAGGGUAAUUUGCUCGAAACCGAGUACGGCUAUAGCAACUACCGCGACCAUCAGACCAUUUCCGUCCAGGAAAUGCCAGAACGUGCUCCAGCCGGGCAGCUGCCUCGAGGAGUGGAUGUGAUUAUGGACGAUGAUCUCGUAGACCGAGUGAAGCCGGGAGAUCGUAUUCAGCUCGUCGGCAUCUAUCGGUCUCUGGGCAAUCGAAACGCCAACACCAGCAGCGGCACCUUCCGCACACUCCUCGUUGCGAAUAACGUGGUUAUGCUCUCCUCCAAGUCUGGCGGUGGCCUUGCGGAGGCCACGCUCACUGAUACCGACAUUCGGAAUAUCAACAAGAUCGCCAAGAAAAAGAAUGUGUUCGACCUCCUGUCUCAAUCGUUGGCGCCCAGUAUCUAUGGGCAUGACCAUGUGAAGAAGGCAAUCUUGCUGAUGCUCUUGGGCGGUAUGGAGAAGAACCUCGACAAUGGAACCCACUUGAGAGGUGACAUCAACAUUCUCAUGGUCGGUGACCCUUCAACCGCCAAAUCUCAACUUCUGCGAUUCGUCCUAAAUACUGCGCCAUUGGCUAUUGCGACGACUGGUCGCGGAUCUUCCGGUGUUGGUUUGACAGCGGCUGUCACUUCAGACAAGGAGACUGGCGAGCGUCGAUUGGAAGCUGGUGCCAUGGUUCUUGGUGACCGUGGUGUUGUCUGUAUUGAUGAAUUUGACAAGAUGAGUGAGAUUGACAGAGUGGCCAUCCACGAAGUCAUGGAACAGCAAACGGUCACCAUCGCCAAGGCGGGAAUUCACACAUCAUUGAACGCCCGAUGUAGUGUGAUUGCGGCUGCCAACCCAAUCUACGGUCAAUACGAUCCUCACAAGGAGCCGCAAAAGAACAUUGCACUUCCCGACUCUCUUCUGUCACGUUUCGAUCUGUUGUUCGUCGUGACAGAUGAUGUAGACGACUUUCGGGACCGUCAAAUCUCUGAACACGUCCUUCGCAUGCACCGAUACCGCCAACCGGGGACCGAGGAAGGUGCUCCCAUUCGUGAGCAACAGAACCAAUCCCUUGGUGUUGGUGUAGAGCAAGAGCAAGACGCAAAUCGGCCUACCGAGGUCUACGAGAAGUUCAACAUUAUGCUUCAUGCUGGUGUGACUGUUACCACUGGACGGGGGUCUGGCCGAAGGGUUGAAGUGCUCAGCAUCCCCUUUAUCAAGAAGUAUAUCCAAUAUGCCAAAGUCAGGGUCAAGCCGGUCUUAACAAAGGGUGCGGCCGAUCACAUUGUAUCCACAUACUCUGCUCUCCGCAAUGACGAAUUAGAGAGUAAUCAAAGGAGGACCUCACCCAUGACAGCUCGUACCCUCGAAACCCUGAUUCGUCUUGCUACCGCUCACGCCAAGGCUCGGCUUUCGAAUCGUGUUGAAGAGCGCGACGCACUCGCUGCCGAAUCGAUACUUCGAUUUGCACUCUUCAAGGAGGUCGUGGAGGUCGAGCGCCGGAAGCGUAGAAAGGUCAACCGAGGCGCAGAGGAAGAGGAGGAAUCGAGUGAAGAGGAAGAUGAGGAUUCUGAAGAAGAAGAAAAUGCACCUACAUCUGGUCGCACUGGCACCACACCGCGAACGCCCCGCCGUGGUGGGCCACGGACCAGAAGAAGCGGACCGGCUGGGGACGAUAGUGAGGACGGAGACGAUAAUGACGGAGAUGGCAGUGGGCUUUACGGAGUCAGCCCCCGCACCCAGCGCACUCAGGCUACCCGGACAACCACCCGCUCUUCUGCUGCCGCUGCCGCUGCCUCCUCCUCCAGCGCCGCACCACGAGGAAGCCAGUCUGAGUCGCAGUUCUCAAUGGCCAGUUCGCAGCCAGCGUCGCAGUUGUUGCCCACGCAAACGGACGAGGAUUCUCAGCAAAAUGCUGCAGCUGCAGCUGCUUCUUCUUCCUCGGCCGCUGCACCAGCUCCACCUUCGGCUGCCCGUGUGCAAGCUUUAUCUGCCGCACUUGGUCGAUUGAUUAAUGGGCCACUGUUCAGAGACGAUGCCGCUGAUGUUGCGCCUCUCGUGGAUGCUGUCAAUGCACGCCUCGGCCGCGGUCAGGAGCCGUUUGAGCUUGACGAAGCUGAGGCCGUGCUGGAAAUCAUGAAUGACCAGAAUAAGAUUAUGUACUCUGGCGGCGUUGUCUACAAGAUAUGAUUUCGUCAUUUGAAGGAACAGAGUCCAGUGAAGACUUUGUUGGGUUCUUCGGGUAAUGGUGUACUGGCGCUCACUUGAGAUUGCAUGGAGUUAUGGUUGAGUCUAUCGUCCAGUUCAAUUGACUGUGGUGGAUGUUCUACUUUUCUCAUUUCGUCAUAUUCCCUUGAAAUUUAUAUUUCACAUGCUCAUCUGCGUCUCGUAUAUUACAUUGGGCAUGGAUAUGGUACUUUUCUUUCUCUGGGUAUUGCAGGGGGGUUAAUGGAGG
Molecule: messenger RNA, 3174 nt
Organism: Xylona heveae TC161
Lineage: Eukaryota; Fungi; Ascomycota; Xylonomycetes; Xylonales; Xylonaceae
Product: DNA replication licensing factor mcm3
Exons: 8
Coding region: 195-2909 (904 amino acids)
Biological process (GO): mitotic DNA replication initiation; DNA strand elongation involved in DNA replication; DNA replication
Cellular component (GO): nucleus; MCM complex
Molecular function (GO): single-stranded DNA helicase activity; single-stranded DNA binding; ATP binding
Source: RefSeq, a predicted model, not a curated record